GCAAGGGACGCUCCUGCGAAUGAGGGGAAAGGAGGGUUUUCCAUCUUACCACCACUCACACCACUGGCUAACUCCCUCACACCCUUCUGUCUUGUCUUAAGAUCAGUACUACGGAGUGUGCCGGCAUCUCCCUAAGUCUCCCUGGGCUUGGCUCGCGGGGCGAGGCGGCGAGGACCCGCGCGCGCUCUGGCCCUGGAAGGGGCUGGCAAGAGAGGAUGCCUUCGGAGGCGCAGAACCCCAAAAUAUGGAUCACCUCAUGAACAGCUUGGAGGUCCAACUUAAUUCAGAAAGCGGUUCAAUGCAGGCAUUCAGACAGGUCACUGGCCCUGUUCAGAUCAGAGAUCCCCCUGUGACAGCACACAGAAGUAAUAUGACUUCUUCCCCACUCCUGGAUGCCAGCCCAAUGGAGCACCCAGCCCUGUUUAAUGAUAUCAAGAUUGAGCCUCCAGAAGAGCUCCUGGCUAGUGAUUUCAGCCUGCCCCAGGUGGAACCAGUUGACCUCUCCUUUCACAAGCCGAAGGCUCCUCUCCAGCCUGCUAGCAUGCUGCAAGCUCCAAUACGGCCUCCCAAGCCACCAUCUGCAGCCCAGGCCAUGGCGGUACCCACUUCAUCUGACACAGGCACUUCAGCGGCCAUUCCUACCGUUCUCACUCCAGGCUCUAUCCUGGCGUCCUCUCAGGGGACGGCGGGCCAGCCGAUUUUACAUGUGAUUCACACCAUCCCCUCAGUCAGUUUGCCAAAUAAGAUGGGUGGACUAAAAACAAUCCCACUGGUGGUGCAGUCUUUGCCUAUGGUCUAUACCAGUCUGCCUGCAGACGGGAGUCCUGCAGCUAUUACUGUCCCACUCAUUGGAGGGGACGGCAAAAAUGCUGGGUCAGUCAAAGUCGACCCCACCUCCAUGUCUCCCCUGGAGUUUCCAAGUGAUAGUGACGAGAGUGCGAUCGAGAGCGGAUCUUCAGCCUUACAUAGUCUGCAGGGAUUGCAGCAAGAACCAGCAACGAUGGUCCAAAUGCAAGGAGAAGACUCUCUCGACUUAAAGAGAAGACGGAUUCACCAGUGUGACUUUGCUGGAUGCAGCAAAGUGUACACCAAAAGCUCGCACCUGAAAGCUCACCGCAGAAUCCAUACAGGAGAGAAGCCUUACAAAUGCACCUGGGACGGCUGCUCCUGGAAGUUUGCUCGCUCGGAUGAGCUCACUCGCCAUUUCCGUAAGCACACGGGCAUCAAGCCGUUCAGGUGCACAGACUGCAACCGCAGUUUUUCUCGAUCUGACCACUUGUCCCUACACCGCCGGCGCCAUGACACCAUGUGAAUAUCCCUGGCCACAACAGACGUGCUGCACUGGUCUCCUGAGUGUGUGCUGAGGUCGAGACUAUGUUUGCCUCUUUGACUACAACUUGCCCCUGUGAUUGGGGUUAGAACAGCCUACUGAGCCGGGUUGAUGAGACUGGAGAAACAGUUAGCUGGUCUCCAUGUGGCUCUUCAUAUUCCGCUUUCACCUCUCCACUGUCCAGACUUCAGUUUUGUCAACCUCUUCCUGGGUUGAAUUCUAGUGCGGCGCCCAUGGUUGCCCUCCCUGAUCCCUCAUACUAUGUUAUAGACAUUUUUCCUACAAUAACAAACAAAACAGGAAUCAAACUCAAGGCUGUGAACAAAUAUCCGCUGCU
Chionomys nivalis (European snow vole) is the source of this 1667-nucleotide messenger RNA. It is a transcript of the gene Klf8, whose product is annotated as KLF transcription factor 8. The record is from RefSeq and is a predicted model, not a curated record. Lineage: Eukaryota; Metazoa; Chordata; Mammalia; Rodentia; Cricetidae. Gene Ontology annotation, biological process: regulation of transcription by RNA polymerase II. Bases 245 to 1312 code for a protein of 355 amino acids. The transcript has 6 exons. Gene Ontology annotation, molecular function: DNA-binding transcription factor activity, RNA polymerase II-specific; RNA polymerase II cis-regulatory region sequence-specific DNA binding.